AUCUAUCCGAAGUCCAGGCUAUAAUUUCCCUCGUUUUCUGCUCUCCGCUUUUUUAACCCUCCCUCUCCGCCCCAGAUCCCAAAUCCCCCAAGCCCUAGCCCCCGCGGCCCCUCUUGCCGGCGACCCCCCGCCGGCGGCCACCUCAACCCCUCGAUCUUGGCCCCGAUCCGCCACGCCCUCCGAUCCCCUCCUUGAAUCGGGGGUCUUUUUCUCGGCUUUCGCCUCCAGUACCAAUCUGUGUACGUUUCGGCAUCCGUUUCAUCGGAUUUCGUCUCCCGCGGUGGGCUCGAUGUCUGGCGGCCGGGCAGCGGGGAACCGGUCGGCACAGCAGCAGGCCGGGCAGAUCUUCCGGCCGCUGAAGCGCCACCCGCUGUUCCCCUCGGCGAAGCCGCCGUUCGUGGCACCCGAUGAGUACCACCAGUUCUCCGCCGCUGACGGCUACCGGAUCACCCCCGAUGAUGUCUCCGAUGCCCUAGUUAUUAAGACACCCUUGAAGAGAAAGACUGAACAAGAAGACAAUGAAGCUGCUGAAUCAAGUGAGUGGACAACCAGCCCUGGAUACGCUGAGGCUGCUACCAGUUCUCUCCUUACACCAGUAUCAGGAAAAGGAGGUAGGAACUAUGGCAGGUCCAAGGUUGCAAACUACAAUAAAUCUGGACCUCUGACACCCUUGUCAAAUGCUGCUUCUCCAUCCAGCAAUCCUCUCACUCCAGUUGGUACUUGCCGUUAUGACAGCUCUCUAGGACUCUUAACAAAAAAGUUUAUCAAUUUACUUAAGCAUGCACAGGAUGGCAUCCUUGAUCUGAAUAAAGCUGCAGAAACACUGGAGGUCCAAAAGAGAAGGAUAUAUGACAUCACAAAUGUCCUUGAAGGGAUUGGACUGAUAGAAAAGAAACUUAAGAACAGAAUCCGUUGGAAGGGACUAGAUGACUCGAGGCCAGGAGAGCUUGAUGAUGAUGUUUCAAGUUUACAGGCAGAAGUUCAAAAUCUUACCUUGCAGGAGCGCAGCGUAGAAGAUCAUAUAAAUGAAAUGCGAGAAAAACUAAGAGUGCUUACUGAAGAUGAAAAUAAUCAAAAGUGGCUUUACGUGACCGAAGCUGACAUCAAAGGCCUGCCCUGCUUUCAGAAUGAUACCUUGAUAGCAAUUAAAGCCCCGUAUGGUACUACCCUGGAAGUUCCAGAUCCUGAUGAGGCUGGUGAAUAUCCCCAUAGGAGAUACAGAAUUGUGCUAAGAAGUUCGAUGGGUCCCAUUGAUGUUUACCUUGUUAGUCAAUAUGAGGAGAAGUUUGAGGAGAUGAGUGGUGUUGAGACACCCCAAAGGCUCCCACCUGCAUCAAAUUCGGGUUCAGCUGAGAACUCCACAGUGGAAGUGGUUACAGAAGAGGGCAGGGGGAAGGAAAUGGCGCCUAAUGUUCCAGACUGUCAGAGGAUGGACUCAGAUCCAAAUGCAUCACAUGAUUUUGUUGGAGGGAUGAUGAAGAUUGUUCCUUCAGAUGUUGAUACUGAUGCUGACUAUUGGCUUCUAUCAGAUGCUGGAGUUAGUAUUACAGAUAUGUGGAAGACAGCUCCUGAAGUCCAAUGGGAUGCAAUGGGCAGAUUCAAUCCAGAGGAUUUCAUUGCAAGCAACGCUAGCACUCCUCGGCCAGAAACUCCACCAUCUGGUGUUAUCGAUGUCCCUUCCGGUACAAAUUCCACUCAGCGAUGAAUAUGAGAUUGAGGAAGGAUUCAGGAACUCAGGUCGGUACCUUUCUCCUCUGAUGCAAUCAUGUUCAUCAAGGUCUAUGUCACUGGACUGACCUUCGAGAUGGGAAUAAUCAAUAUUCUGGGUGGGAACCUGUUGUUUAACGGAAGAUGCUUUUGCAAGAGAAAGCUGUCAGUGGCCUUAAAAAGAACAGCUACGGUCCAUAUGUACAGUUGAGUAACAUGUCUUGUUACAUAGUGCUGGCAUGAAUCAUAAUCUUCCCUUUUCUAAAGCCUUUUUGCAUGCCCCGACACUUCAACCAGUCUCGUAGCAAAAGGUAUACAUGAGGCAGCCAUCAGAACUAUGUUUAACUUCUCUCAUUCAUGCUGUUUAUCACAUUGUAUACAUAUACAAGAUGCAAUGGCACUUUUUAUGGUACAUUAAUCUUCUCAAGGGUAAGCAUGAUGAAUGACUGAUUGACCAUAUCACUCAAACUGCUGAAGAUGGUUGCAUAUAAUGAUACUUUCAGAGAUUCAUGCUUUCUGGACACCUCGACUGUUUGCAGAAGGGCUAUCAUAUUUUCUUUUUUAAUUGCUAUCAGGGUCCUGUCUGAUUUCUGAUUUCAUUUGAUCUGCUGUAUGACUCUACAGAAAUGCAAAUCACUGCAAUUUUUGGGGCUUGCUUUGAUGAACUUAAAGUCACCAUUAACGAAGCUAAUGUUUCAUUCUAGUAGGCAUGAGGCUACAGCUAAAUCUACAGGUACCCGUCCAUCGAAACACGAGCGACGAAUGAGUACAAGGAAAAACAAGAACUACUUCGUUGCGUUCAGGAGUCACUUGUCCGUCUUGGCUCUCGUGUUUCCGAUCCAACCGGCUACGAUUAUGGUGCGCGCAACGGUCGGAGGUAACCUAAUCGGUGACGCCGCCCUGUGCGCUACGCAAGCCAAUGCGCAUGUUCCCACCGUCCCGCCGCUCCCACCCGUUGGACCUUUAAACUUUGAGAAGAAAUUGAGUGCCUUUCUCGUGUUCUGUCUGGAAGUUUAAUACCAACGAUUCUAGCACGAGGAGGUGGUAAAGGGAGAGAAAUGAGAGGGAGAUGGAGCUGGCCAAAUAAGCCCUCCAUACUUGAGCGCGUGGAUCCUGAGCCCACUGUGACCGCGUCGAACGGUGGAGGGGGACUUGAGAUGGCGGUAACGGUAGAGAAGGCCGUGGCUUUUCGUGGGAAGGAGCGUGGAUGAUAGCUGGAGCUCUGCGGCCUUGGCUCCACCACUAGCUGGAACCCCACAGGGACUCCUUAGAAAUGAGCACGGAGAAAGAGAUAGGUUAGGGCUUCUAUUGGCCCAUAUUGAUCAUCAUGGGCCUCCAAUUACUUCAACUGUGGUUUUUAUUGGCUCGUUUUGCGUUCCGAUGGAUGUGAACUGUUGAACC
This is a messenger RNA of Phoenix dactylifera (date palm), 3108 nucleotides long. Its product is annotated as transcription factor E2FB-like. The record is from RefSeq and is a predicted model, not a curated record. Lineage: Eukaryota; Viridiplantae; Streptophyta; Magnoliopsida; Arecales; Arecaceae. Gene Ontology annotation, cellular component: RNA polymerase II transcription regulator complex. Gene Ontology annotation, molecular function: DNA-binding transcription factor activity, RNA polymerase II-specific; protein dimerization activity; RNA polymerase II cis-regulatory region sequence-specific DNA binding. Gene Ontology annotation, biological process: regulation of transcription by RNA polymerase II.